AUGGCCAGCCAUUCCCCUUACCCACACCCACCUGGGCCUUCUUCCUAUUACCAACCAUCGCCUCCACCCCUUCACGUUUAUGGGAAUCACAGCCCGGGCCCUCAACCCCCUUACUAUCAUUACCCAGGGCCACCACCACCACAUAUGAAUCCACACCCAGCGGGCCAAUACCAACAUCCACCACCACCAACGAGAGGUAGAGGCUCCUAUGGAGGACGAGGAGGGCAUUACCACCACAAUUAUCGUUCUCCACAACCGCAAUCUCCUUAUGGCCACACGCAUCCUUCCGUCAAUGUCCACCCACCACCGCAACAUGGACAGCAUCACCCCUACUCACCUCAGUCUGCCAAGUACAACCAGCCGUAUUCGCCGUCCUACCACUAUCCUUCGCCUACUGCUCCGGUAUUUACGCCUUCAUGGCAGCAGCAACCCAUCUCUCCUCUGCCAAAGCAGCUUUCGAUGCCGCCUCCACAAAAUAUCCCACAGCCAUUCUACGAACCUCCUUCCACCGCGCCGCCACCGCCGCAAGCGAAUACCAGCCCUCAAAGUCCCCCAAAGCCUUCUCUUCGCGAACCAGAACCUGAAAUCGAAGGUCCGGCUGAAGUUUCUGCUUCAUCUACAGCAGCAGCAGCUUCAGAGACUCUAGCUGCGUCAUCACCUACCCCUCAGCCUCAAACUUCGACUUAUGCGCAGAUGGGAACGAUUGCCACAGUUGACGCUGGUCCUUCACCCUCGGACUCUGCUGUGUCGAAAUCUGCCGUCAGUCCUACCGUCCAAUGGGCGAUAUGGUCUCGGCGCCCUCACGAUCCCUCUCACGCACCUGGCAUCAUCAUUUCUCCUAGAGCUCGCCCACCACCCGAUGUUGUUCAUCAGGCGUUAGAUCUCAAAACACCUCCUCCAUCGCCACCCGCAUCUCCUGCCCCUAUCGUAAAGUCAAUACCUAUCGUCAUCGAGGAAACAUCGCCAAAACAAUCGUCGCCAUCUCAGUCGAUAGACGAAAUUGCAUGGUCAUCGCAAUCUACGUCCUCGGUGCCUUCGUCUUCGGUAACAGAGACAACGGACACCCCAACGGUUCCUGGCUCGCCUGCGUCAUCGCACACAUCGAUAUCGGUAACAGUGGUUAAGGAUGCAAAAGAGGUUUCGGCGUCGCCUAUUGAGGCUGACGCUGCGCCUGCUAUUGCGACCACUCCCGUGAUAGUCGCGGAAGAGUCAAUGUCAACCACUCCUGUUGUAACACCCGAGGCUGCACUGGAGGCAGAGGCAGAGCAAGCGACUAAGGAAGAGUCACCAGCACCUGAGAUGGCUGCUGAUGCCGUCGUUCUACCUCCAGCUCCUCUCCCAGCUCCUACCACCGCCGCUCAAGCGUCUCCAACACCAACACCUGCCCCUGCCUCUACUCCCGCUGUGCCAAAAAAGUCCUGGGCCUCUCUUCUUCAAACACCCGCUUCCUCAUCUUCUUCAUCACCCCGGCCCACAAGAAACGCCCUGCCUACCUCGCAAGUUGUUGGAUUCUCCGUCCCGGCAGGGUCUGCCAGCCCAUCGUCGACUGGAACAGGCCCAAACGUGCCUGUAUCACCGUCGAAGAAGAGCGAGUUGGUUACUCUUCUUACGACGGGUGCCCUUACACCUUCAGUCGCAGCGGGUAGUUUUGCAUCGGCUGCUGCUGCGGGUGUAGCACCAGCGCCGCUGAAGAUUAGGCCGAGAGGUCUGGUCAACAGCGGGAAUAUGUGCUUCGCGAACUCGGUUUUGCAAAUUUUGGUUUAUUGCCCACCGUUCCAUCGGUUGUUCUUGGAGCUUGGCAGGUUGCUCGUUGGACCUGUCGUCGGUGCCAAUGGUCCUGUUAAUGGUGCUUCUAAGGACGUUGGCGAUAAGAACACUGCCACGCCCCUCGUUGACGCUACGGCCACCUUCCUGCGCGAGUUCGUAGAGGAGAAGAAACGGGGCAAGGAUCGCGCAAGGCUUGAGGUUGUUGUGAGGAAUGGUGCCUCUGGGAGUGGUGCAGGUCGUGGAAAAGGCAAAGAGAAGGCGAAGGAAGGCGAGGCCAAGCAGGAGGUGGUGCUGGUGCCAGAGGAGGAGGGUGAGGAUGACUGGGAUGGCGACUCGUUCUUGCCGACGUAUGUGUAUGAUGCGAUGAAGGUCAAGAAGCGGUUUGAGCACAUGGGUGGUGGUCAUCAGGAAGAUGCAGAGGAGUUCUUUGGGUUCUACCUCGACUCCCUUGAGGAAGAGCUGUUAUCGAUCCUGAACUCCGUCAACCCCCCUAGGCAACCGAAAAGUUCUUCUGGGCUCUCUGCCGUUGAGGAGAAAGAGGAAGCUCCACCAGCUGAGGAUGAUGGAUGGCUCGAGGUGGGUAAGAGGAACAGGACGGUCGUUACACGGACAAUAAAAGCUACUGAAUCACCUAUAACAAGGAUAUUUGGCGGCAAAUUUAGGUCUACCCUGCGGGCACCCGGCCAAAAAGACUCUGUCAUCGUUGAAGACUGGCGUUCAUUACGACUAGAUAUCCAGCGAGAUCAAAUACACACCAUCCAAGAUGCUCUCUCCUACAUCUCCCAUCCACAACCCGUGCAAGUGACCCAAGCCACGAAGCCUGGCGUUACUAUCGAGGCACACCAGCAGGUGCUUAUCGAAGCGCUACCGCCGAUCUUGGUUCUCCAUAUGAAGAGGUUCUGUUACGAUGCGGCUUCAGGUGCUGUAGUGAAGGUAGGCAAGCAUGUUAGCUUUGGGCCGGAGUUGGAGAUUGGGCCUGACGUUAUGGUCCCUGCCGCUAAGAAGCAACCUACGCGGUAUAAACUCUUUGGAGCCCUCUACCACCACGGCCAAUCUGCCUCUGGUGGCCACUACACUCUGGACGUUUUGCACCCUAAUCGAUACCCGAGCACAAACCCUACUGCCAAACCUCGUGAAGGUUGGGUGCGUAUCGAUGACGAGCUGGUGUCUGACGUCAGACCGGAUGAUGUCUUCAACGCGCCGGAGAGGGAUGACUCGAGAUGUGCUUACUUGCUUUUCUACCGGAGGAUAUGA
Messenger RNA from Cyclocybe aegerita, 3021 nucleotides. The record is from the annotation of a GenBank genome assembly. Lineage: Eukaryota; Fungi; Basidiomycota; Agaricomycetes; Agaricales; Hemipholiotaceae.